This is a messenger RNA of Dictyostelium purpureum, 555 nucleotides long. RefSeq lists its product as uncharacterized. The record is from RefSeq and is a predicted model, not a curated record. The transcript has a single exon. NCBI's taxonomy places the organism in Eukaryota, Evosea, Eumycetozoa, Dictyosteliales, Dictyosteliaceae. Bases 1 to 555 code for a protein of 184 amino acids.
AUGGGAUAUUAUAUAGUAACUUUUAUCCUUUUUGUUGUUUUCUUGAACGGAUCCUCCUCUUAUCACCUCAACAACAUCUUACCUCCUCUUCAGCAUCAGAAUUCAUCAUCAUUGUUUGCCCCUCAUUAUCAGCAUUCAUGUUGCCCCGAAUCAUUAUCAGCAUUCAUCUUACCUCCUCUUCAGCAUCAGAAUUCAUCAUCAUUGUUUUCUCCUCAUUAUCAGCAUUCAUCUUGCCCCGAAUCAUCAUCAUUAUCAGAAUCAUUAUCAGCAUUCAUUAUCAGUAUUCAUCUUGCCCCGAAUCAUCAGUAUUCAUCUUGCACCGAAUCAUUGUCAUCAUUGUCAUUAUCACCAUCAUCAGCAUUAAUCAUCAUGAUCAUUGUCAACAUCAUGAUCAUCAUCAGCCUCAUCAGCAUCAUUGAUCAUCAUAAUGAGCAUUCAUCAUUAGCAUUCAUCACCAGCAUCCACAGCAUUCAUGAUCAUGAUCAUUAUCUGCAUCAUUAUCAGAAUCUGCAUCAACAUCAUCUACAUCAGCAUCAGCAUUCAUUAUCAGCAUAA